AUGCUUCUGGCGCGGAUGAACCCGCAGGUGCAGCCGGAGAACGGCGGGGCGGGCCCGGGGUCGGAGCAGCCCCCGCGGAAGCGCAAAGAAGUCUUGGUGGUGAAAGAGCGCAACGGCGUCCAGUGCCUCCUGGCGUCCCGCGACGGCGAUGAGCAGCCCCGGGAGACCUGGGGCAAGAAGAUCGACUUCCUGCUGUCGGUGGUCGGCUUCGCAGUAGAUCUGGCCAACGUGUGGCGCUUCCCCUAUCUCUGCUACAAGAACGGAGGCGGUGCCUUCCUGAUACCGUACACCCUGUUCCUCAUCAUCGCUGGGAUGCCCCUGUUCUACAUGGAGCUGGCUCUGGGCCAGUACAACCGGGAAGGGGCAGCCACCGUGUGGAAGAUCUGCCCAUUCUUCAAAGGAGUUGGCUACGCUGUGAUCCUCAUCGCCCUCUACGUCGGCUUCUACUACAACGUCAUUAUCGCCUGGUCCCUCUACUACCUCUUCUCCUCUUUCACCCUGACCCUGCCCUGGACCGACUGUGGCCACGCCUGGAACAGCCCCAACUGCACCGACCCCAAGCUCCUCAACAGCUCCGUGCUGGGCAACCACACCAAGUACUCCAAGUACAAGUUCACACCUGCAGCAGAGUUUUAUGAGCGUGGUGUCCUGCAUCUGCAUGAGAGCAGUGGGAUUCAUGACAUUGGCCUGCCCCAAUGGCAGCUUUUGCUCUGUCUGAUCGUCGUUGUCAUCGUCCUGUUUUUUAGCCUCUGGAAAGGAGUGAAGACAUCAGGAAAGGUUGUGUGGAUCACGGCCACGCUGCCUUACCUCGUGCUGUUUGUGCUCCUGGUCCAUGGCAUCACGCUGCCCGGCGCCUCCAACGGCAUCAACGCCUACCUGCACAUCGACUUCUACCGCCUAAAAGAGGCCACGGUGUGGAUUGAUGCUGCAACUCAGAUAUUCUUUUCCUUGGGGGCUGGAUUUGGAGUCUUGAUUGCGUUUGCUAGUUACAACAAAUUUGACAAUAACUGCUACAGGGAUGCCCUGCUGACCAGCACCAUCAACUGUGUCACCAGCUUCAUCUCCGGGUUCGCCAUCUUCUCCAUCCUUGGUUACAUGGCCCAUGAACACAAGGUCAACAUUGAGGAUGUCGCCACUGAAGGAGCUGGCCUAGUCUUCAUCCUGUACCCAGAAGCCAUUUCUACCCUCUCGGGAUCCACAUUCUGGGCCAUCGUGUUCUUCGUCAUGCUCCUGGCUCUGGGAAUUGACAGCUCAAUGGGAGGCAUGGAGGCAGUCAUCACCGGCCUGGCUGAUGACUUCCAGGUUCUGAAGCGACACCGGAAACUCUUCACAUUUGCUGUCUCCUUUGGAACCUUCCUUCUGGCUCUGUUUUGCAUAACCAAGGGUGGAAUAUAUGUGCUGACCCUGCUGGACACGUUUGCGGCGGGGACCUCCAUUCUUUUUGCUGUGCUCAUGGAAGCCAUCGGCGUCUCCUGGUUUUAUGGUGUGGACAGGUUCAGCAACGACAUCCAGCAGAUGAUGGGGUUCAAGCCCGGCCUGUACUGGAGACUCUGCUGGAAGUUUGUCAGCCCUGCCUUCCUCCUGUUUGUGGUGGUUGUGAGUAUCAUCAAUUUCAAGCCACUCACUUACGAUGACUACAUCUUCCCACUCUGGGCCAACUGGGUCGGAUGGGGCAUCGCGGGCUCCUCCAUGGUUCUGGUGCCCGCCUAUGUCGUCUACAAGUUCUUCAGCACCCGGGGCUCCAUUCGAGAGAGACUGGCCUAUGGCAUAACUCCAGAGAGCGAGCAUCACCUGGUGGCCCAGAGGGACAUCAGGCAGUUCCAAUUGCAGCACUGGCUGGCCAUCUGAACCUGGCCCCGAGGAGGAACCCUGCAGCGCCAACGUUCAGGUCAAAGGCCACCCCGGACACUGUCUUGGGAUUCCUCUCCGACCCCCUCUUCUUCCUCUUUUCCAAGUUGCCACUGAUUUAAUGACCUGGUUUUCUUUCACCUUCUGUUCACCUGGCCCGAGGGCUGUGGGCUUUUGGAUUGCUAAGCCUCGUGGGAGAAGAGGAGAGGAGGGAACAGGAAAAAUGACUUCUGUUGAACCUCUUUAGUUUCAAGGAAGUCUCCCCCCAGCUGUGGGAGCCAGCUGGGGCUGAGGUUCGUGUCUCAGGCAGAACUCCCUACCAUGCUGGCUGGUACUUUGGGCCACAGAAGAAAUCUUCAGUCCACCAAAUCAGACAGAGGAUGUUGCUUUUUGGGUCAGACACUGUAAAACCAAAACAUGAAUAAGCAGCCAGGCUGAGUUUGGGGGGCAAGGGAGUGGUACCUAGAUCUUACCUCUCUCCUUUGCCCUGGUCAGUGCUGGACCUUGAUCAGGGAGCUUUGGGGAUAUUUGUCGCUGUUAUGAAGUCCAUGGAUAGAACCUCUGGGGGGAUCAUGAACAUAAAUCUUCAUGGUUUUCAUUCCAGUUGACCUGGGUUUGAUUUGUGUGUGUUCUGGGACAUUCUUCUGGCUUCUGGUGCUCAGAGGGCCCAGAGCUGUGGGUGUCAUAGUAAGUGGCUUCUAAUAGGAACCAGAUGGGUCUAUAGAGGCCACAUGCG
This is a messenger RNA of Dama dama (fallow deer), 2584 nucleotides long. RefSeq names its product solute carrier family 6 member 2 (gene SLC6A2). Gene Ontology annotation, biological process: sodium ion transmembrane transport; dopamine uptake involved in synaptic transmission. The transcript has 14 exons. Gene Ontology annotation, molecular function: dopamine:sodium symporter activity; neurotransmitter:sodium symporter activity; norepinephrine:sodium symporter activity. NCBI's taxonomy places the organism in Eukaryota, Metazoa, Chordata, Mammalia, Artiodactyla, Cervidae. Bases 1 to 1848 code for a protein of 615 amino acids. The record is from RefSeq and is a predicted model, not a curated record. Gene Ontology annotation, cellular component: neuronal cell body membrane; plasma membrane; presynaptic membrane.